AUGUCAAAUCCAUUGAAGGAAUCAGUAGACGGUAACUUAGACUCUGUUCGUCAUAUGAGGGAAGAUAACGAGUAUGUUCGGCUAGUUGUGGCUCAUGAAGCUGCUGCUGCUGAAUCCGUGUUGACCGUAUCUCAAUCGGAAGCUCGGAGUAAGAGAUUGAUGUGGUGGUUGAAAGUUUUGGGACUAUCUGCAUUUGCUCUCUUGCUUACGCUUGUUUUCGCCAAAUGGGGAGUUCCGUUUGUAUUCGAAAAGGUUCUUAUUCCGAUUUUGCAAUGGGAAGCAACUGCGUUUGGUCGUCCUACGCUCGCGAUUGUUCUUGUUGUUUCCUUGGCUUUGUUCCCUGUAUUCUUGAUACCUUCUGGUCCUUCCAUGUGGUUAGCUGGGAUGAUUUUUGGUUAUGGUCUUGGUUUUGUUAUAAUCAUGGUUGGAACCACUGUUGGUAUGGUUCUUCCUUACCUUAUCGGGCUAAUGUUCCGUGAUCGCCUCCAUGAAUGGUUAAAAAGGUGGCCUCGUCAAGCUGCUGUUCUUCGACUAGCUGCAGAAGGAAGCUGGUUCCAUCAAUUCAGAGUCGUGGCAAUCUUUCGUGUUUCCCCAUUUCCUUACACGAUUUUUAACUACGCAAUUGUUGUGACAAGCAUGAGGUUCUGGCCUUACUUCUUCGGUUCCAUAACAGGAAUGGUACCAGAAGCUUUCAUCUACAUUUACAGUGGUCGGUUGAUCAGAACAUUCGCGGAUGUGCAAUAUGGACAUCAACGUUUGACAACAGUAGAGAUCGUCUACAACGUAAUCUCCUUAAUCAUUGCGGUAGUGACCACAAUAGCUUUCACUGUCUACGCGAAAAGAGCAUUGAGAGAGCUUCAAAACGCAGAAGCUAACGAAGAUGAAGAAUCUCAGGGUAAAAGAGAUAUAACCCUUUUUGGAAGAGAAGGAUUGAAACUCUCUCUUCCUGUGGUUCACACUAGGGGUGGAAUUAUUAUCCGAGAUCCAAGAUCUAAUCCGGCGUAUUCCGGCGAAGAUAAGACGGAGAAGCUUAAGCUCUACUCUUACUGGAGAAGCACGUGCGGCCAUCGAGUGCGACUAGCACUUAGUUUAAAAGGGAUUGAAUAUGUGUAUAUACCAGUGAAUUUACUCAAGGGAGAACAAUUUGAUCCAGAUUUCAUGAAGAUCAAUCCAAUGGGUACUGUUCCUGCGCUUGUGGAUGGAAAUGUCGUGAUCACUGAUUCUUUUGCCAUUAUAAUGUAUCUUGAUGAGAAGUAUCCUGAGCCACCUUUGUUACCUCGUGACCUCCAUAAACGAGCUUUAAAUUACCAGGCUGCGAGUAUUAUCUCAUCUAGCAUACAGCCUCAUCAAAAUCUAGCUGUUAUUAAGUAUAUCGAGGAAAAAACAAAUGCGGAAGAGAAAAUUGCUUGGGUUAAUAACGCUAUCAAAAAAGGAUAUACAGCUUUGGAGAAAUUGUUGGUGAAUUGCACUGGAAAAUAUGCGACUGGUGAUGAAGUUUACUUGGCUGAUCUUUUUCUAGUGGCACAAAUCCACGGAGCAAUGAUCAAAUUCAAGAUUGAUGUGGAAUCGUACCCGACUCUUGCAAAGUGUUACACGUCAUACAACGAACUGUCUGUGUUUCAAGAUGCAAUCCCAGCUAAGCAGCCAGAUGGUCCAACUCCAACCAUCUGA
Arabis nemorensis is the source of this 1671-nucleotide messenger RNA. The record is from the annotation of a GenBank genome assembly. Lineage: Eukaryota; Viridiplantae; Streptophyta; Magnoliopsida; Brassicales; Brassicaceae.